GGGCCCCGCCCCUGCGCGCCGGUCCAGCCAGCUCGCUCCGGCUCGCUCCGGCCCGGGGCCGCCCCCUCCCCGCCCCGCCCCCUCCGGCCGGGGGUGCUCUAGAUGCUGUGCGGAGACCCUUUGCACCCCUGCGAACAUGGCGCUGCGAGUGGCGCGCAGCGUGCGGGCCGCGAUCUGCAGCCUGCGCGCCAUCUCUGCGUCCAACGCGCCCUGCCCGCCGCGGCCCUGGGGACUGCGGGCGGGCGCCGUCCGGGCGCUGCGCACCGGCCCCGCUCUGCUGUCGGGUCGUAAAUUCACAGACAAACAUGAAUGGGUAACAACAGAAAACGGUGUUGGAACAGUGGGAAUCAGCAAUUUUGCACAGGAAGCUUUGGGAGAUGUUGUUUACUGUAGUCUGCCUGAAGUUGGGACAAAAUUGAACAAACAAGAGGAAUUUGGUGCUUUGGAAAGUGUGAAAGCUGCUAGUGAACUCUAUUCUCCUCUAUCAGGAGAAGUAACUGAAAUUAAUGAAGCUCUAGCAGAAAAUCCAGGACUUGUCAACAAAUCUUGUUAUGAAGAUGGUUGGCUGAUCAAGAUGACACUCAGUAACCCUUCAGAACUAGAUGAACUAAUGAGUGAAGAAGCAUAUGAGAAAUACAUAAAAUCUAUUGAGGAGUGAAAAUGGAACCCCUAAAUAAACUAGUUUGAAACAACUUAAUCUAGCAUAGUUGUCUUAAAUUAGUGGUGGAUAGAUUUUUAAAAAGCAACUUUUAGCAAAAGAAACUACUUGAAACAAUGUUGCCUGAAGAAAAUACCCCUUAACUUCCUAGUGAUUUCAGAUAAACACUAUGCAUCUUUUUCACAACACCCUGUGAUUUUUAGGCUAGUCUCCAGUUAUAAUACUCAGAAUUCCUGAAAUUAUCUGUGGUAAAACUAGUUAUAAAAAUUAUGUAAUUCAAGGAUAACAUUGUAUCUUAACCUUAUAUAAUAUUGUAACUUGCUUACAGCCAUCCCUGGAUUUGGGUCAAAAUACUCAAUGAACUUGCCACUGGAAAUAAAUGACAGUGGAGAAAAGUUUGUUAGUUGUAUAGUGUCCAGUGAAGAACAUUACUAUCUUAAUUUUGCAAUAUACUGUGUUUGCUGGUGCUAUUUUUAUACAGUGAAGCAACAGCCUUGCAGGAAAAUAAGAAACAGUUUAAUAAUAAAAUAUUCAA
Molecule: messenger RNA, 1193 nt
Organism: Eubalaena glacialis (North Atlantic right whale)
Lineage: Eukaryota; Metazoa; Chordata; Mammalia; Artiodactyla; Balaenidae
Gene: GCSH
Product: glycine cleavage system protein H
Exons: 5
Coding region: 137-658 (173 amino acids)
Biological process (GO): glycine decarboxylation via glycine cleavage system; protein lipoylation
Cellular component (GO): glycine cleavage complex; mitochondrion; cytoplasm
Source: RefSeq, a predicted model, not a curated record